AUGAGUAUCACUACUACUAGAAGAAGAAACCAAGAGAGCGUCUGUUGCAAGGCAACAACGGCUUCCAUUAAGGUGGAAGCCGUCCAAAGCAAGACUGCCUCUGAAAAAGAGAAACUGCUACACAAUUUCGAUGAAUUACCGGAAUGGCAAAAAGACAACGACAAAAUCCUCACGGGUUACGUGCGCGAAACGCUGUCCUGGAAGAAGUGUCUGCGUUCCUUAUUCUAUUGGAAUAACGAGACCGUAAACAUUUAUACGCAUCUGGUACCGGCUAUCAUAUACUUCUUGUUCGCCAUCACGUUGACCAACUAUUUCCUCAUCCCCGUUUUCCCCUCCACGUCGUGGUCCGACUAUACCGUGAUCAACAUUUUUUUGAUGGGUGCAUUCUCGUGUCUGAUGUGCAGUAGUUGUUUCCAUUGUUUGAAACAACACUCUGAGGAGCAGAGCAAUUUCUGGAGCAAGCUCGACUACUUGGGAAUCAUCAGCUUAAUCUCCUGUUCCAUGAUUCCUAUAAUAUACUUUGGUUAUUUUGACCACGUGUCCUACUUCAGUCUGUUUACGACCGUCACUCUGGUUUUGGCAACUUUUUGCACGGUAUGUGUCCUCCACGAGAAGUUCAACACCUCCACCUUUCGUCCCUUCAGAGCCAUGUUUUUCAUCUUAUUUGGAUUUAGUGGACUCCUCCCAUUGACUACAGGGUUCUUCAAGUUUGGUAUUCAAGGAGUCCUCAACAGAAUUAAAGUAAGCUUUGUGUUCUGGGAAGCACUUUUUUACAUUUCAGGAGCUGUUAUCUACGGGUUCAGAAUCCCAGAAACUAUAGCGCCAGGCAAGUUCGAUUUUCUGGGUAGCUCUCACCAAAUAUUUCACAUUAUGGUCGUUCUUGGUUCCCUAUGCCACUUAAAAGCCAUCAUCGAUUCUUAUAAACUAAUGCAUUCCCAUAUCCACCCUUGA
Messenger RNA from Saccharomyces kudriavzevii IFO 1802, 951 nucleotides. RefSeq names its product PAQR-type receptor (gene IZH1). The coding region runs from base 1 to 951 and encodes 316 amino acids. The record is from RefSeq and is a predicted model, not a curated record. Gene Ontology annotation, cellular component: membrane. The transcript has a single exon. Lineage: Eukaryota; Fungi; Ascomycota; Saccharomycetes; Saccharomycetales; Saccharomycetaceae. Gene Ontology annotation, molecular function: signaling receptor activity.